Pieris napi is the source of this 1600-nucleotide messenger RNA. RefSeq lists its product as uncharacterized. The record is from RefSeq and is a predicted model, not a curated record. NCBI's taxonomy places the organism in Eukaryota, Metazoa, Arthropoda, Insecta, Lepidoptera, Pieridae. Bases 155 to 1369 code for a protein of 404 amino acids. The transcript has 2 exons.
UGGCCAUUCACGGUCAAUCCAUAUGGCUUUCGCGCCACUGGCUCGAUACUCGACGUCGUGCCGAGCCAAAUUGAUGCCAUUCACGAACGCGCCAGCGAGCCGUUCCAUUUGAUCAUUUUGAGUGUAGGCGUCGAUAGCACCGGACGUGUUCAUAAUGAACUUCAAUUCAGAAGAUGAGUUUUAUUUAUCGGCCAUAGCGAUUUGUAUAGUUUUAAAAAAAAGGAAGCCAAAAAUAAAGUGGUGUAAGGAUUGGUUGCUAAAAAGAUCGCGACUCAGUCACAUAAAUUUAAUAAAGGAAUUGACUUUGGAGCCAACUGACUGGAGAAAUUAUAUGCGAAUGGAUGAACCUACCUAUUUUAAACUUUUGGAACUGGUGACUCCGCUGAUUCAGAAAAAAAACACUAAUAUGAGGGAAGCUAUAAGUCCUCAUGAAAGACUUAGUGCCACUCUUCGAUUCUUAGCUUCGGGCAUGUCAUAUGAGGAGUUGAAAUUUCCUACACUUAUCUCUCCACAACGUUUGGGAGUGAUAAUUCCUGAUACAUGUAAAGCUAUUCUUUUUGCUCUUAAAGAUUAUAUGAAAAUGCCAGAAUCUAUAAGUGAUUGGAAAGAAAUAGCCAGAAAAUUUGAAGAAAGAUGGCAAUUUCCCAAUUGCCUAGGAUCUGUGGAUGGAAAACACUGCCGUAUAAUACCUCCAAACGGAAGUGGGUCAUUUUAUUAUAACUACAAAGGAUUCCAUAGCAUAGUAUUAAUGGCUUGUGCAAAUGCUGAUUAUGAAUUCAUUUGGUGCGAAGUAGGCGUGAAUGGGAGGGUAUCAGAUGGUGGUGCCAUAAAACAAACUCAAUUUUACAAAAAACUUGUCAGUAACAAUCUUAACAUACCAAGUAAAGAAAAAUGUCAAAAUAGUUCUGAACCGCUAUCUUAUGUUUUUGUUGGAGACGAGGCAUUUGCAUUGAGGCCUGAUUUCUUGAAGCCGUUCGCUAGAAAUUCCCUUACAACCGAGAGGAAAAUAUUCAAUUACAGGUUGUCAAGAGCCAGGAGAUUAAUAGAAAACAUAUUUGGAAUUAUGUCUAAUCGUUUUAGAAUAUUUCAUACAUCUAUAAAUUUACGUAUAGAUAGAAUUGACCUAGUGGUGUUGACUUGUUGCAUUUUACAUAACUUUUUGCGUAAAUCAGACUCUCCCUAUAAUCGAUCAGACUUAUUUGAUAUUGACGAUACUACCAUAGAUGAUGUUUUACCAGCAACAGCAUUUACAGCUUUGGAGGCAAGAAGCGGAAAUACAAGUAACGAUGCAAAAUUAGUGAGAGAUAGUUACGUUAGGUAUUUUAAUGGCGAGGGAAGUGUUAGUUGGCAAAAUGCGCAAAUUAAUUAGUACAGUAGUAGUAUCUAGUCUAGAGUCUAGUUAAUGUGAACGAGUACCUCUUCUAUAUCUUCAAACGGGUCGACCAAUAUCGAAUGAAUAGAUGAAGCCGCUCGGGGUGUUUCCGUGUCUUUAAGAAACAUUAAUUGGUCAUAGUACCAUAAUUUUGGAACAUGUAUGUCAUCUGUACCAGCUCCUGAUUGCAUUGAUGCUUUAACCUGAAAUAAAUAAAUAAAUAAUGUA